This is a messenger RNA of Bombus pyrosoma, 4809 nucleotides long. RefSeq lists its product as uncharacterized. Lineage: Eukaryota; Metazoa; Arthropoda; Insecta; Hymenoptera; Apidae. Bases 929 to 4099 code for a protein of 1056 amino acids. Gene Ontology annotation, cellular component: mRNA cleavage and polyadenylation specificity factor complex. The transcript has 9 exons. Gene Ontology annotation, molecular function: protein binding. The record is from RefSeq and is a predicted model, not a curated record.
CUCAAAAAGGUAACAUUCAGGUAUAUUAGAUAUGAUGUAUGAUAUUUAUUAAUUUCCUAGAAUCUCUAAAAUAUCUUAAAAAUCCCUAUCAAUUUUAAAUUUUUUUUAAUGUUCAUUAUAAAAGUGAAACAUUAGGUUAAUGCGAAUAUACUUUUAUCUAUUCUAUAUAUGAAACGCUACUGGUUAAUAAAAUUCUAUCAUAAUAUAUACAUUACAGUAAUUUAUCAAAACCACUGUCGGAAGUGAAUACGAAUGAAACGGAUGUGAUCAUCCAAGUGAGUAAUGGCGUACAUAGUAUAUAGGGGACAUAUAAUUUUCUCAUUGUUUGCUCGUGUGUGUUUAAAUUUACAUCAAUAUAAAGCGUGAAACCAAAAAUUGUUUCGGAAAUAAUAUAGUCAUUUCAAUUCAUAUAUUUCAUUAUAUUACUUGGAAAACAUUUUUUAUACAAACGGUGGAAAUAACAAGUGAUAUUGCGUAUAAUAUACAUCAAAAACGUGUUAACGUUCGGAUUCGGUAGUGAAUCCAAGAACGUAAAGAAGUAUUAAGUUUUUAGCUUCCAGCUUGUUCCCCCACCUGCGGAAUUGUAAGCUAUAAAAAAGACACAACAUUAAAGCGCGUGUCGCAUUCAGAAGAACAAAAGAGAAGGAUGGAACGAAAAAGAAAGGUGCGUUUCGUCUCGGAACCACCCAACCAGACUCAUCAGUAGGCCUUCUGCUGGCAAUCCCUGCCUUAAUUGCACUGCAUAUUAGAACAUAUAGAGAAGAAAACCGGAGUGAGGGAAAGUUGCUAGACAUCUAACGGCGGCGGGCUAAACUAUCGCCACUCGCUCGAUCCACACACGUUCGGGAGAUGUGACAAGCGUUUUACAGUGCAACAGCAUCAAGGAAAAUUUGUUCGCAAUUAAUGAGCAGAAUUAACAACUGCUGUUAUGUCUGCAAAUACUCAAUUUGCAAAUCCUCCACCAGCUAUAAGUUUACCUAAUAUGUCUGUUCCACCUCCUGCCACUCCAAAUUUAUCAGCCCCACCUCCUAAUUUGACUACAAUAAACACAUCUGGAAGUUAUCAGCACAGAUACACUAAUCAUAGAGAUGGAGCAAGGGGUUUCUUUAAACCAUUCAGACCUUAUCAUGCACCCAAAAUUGUUGCGGCUGGUCAAGAUACGUUACAAGAUGAAUUUGAUGGCAAAAGACUUAGGAAAUCUGUUAUGCGUAAAACCGUGGAUUAUAAUUCUGCCAUUAUAAAAAGCUUAGAGAAUCGAGUGUGGCAGAGGGAUUACAGAGACAGACGUGCCCUACAGCCAGAUGUGAUGUAUUAUCCUGAUCUGCUUCCACCACCUAGUUAUGUUGACAAUCCUAUAAAUGCAGUCACCACAAGAUUUGUGAAGACUGCAACAAAUAAAAUGCGUUGCCCUAUUUUUUGUAUGGCUUGGACGCCAGAGGGGAGACGCCUUGUUACUGGUGCAUCUAGUGGAGAAUUUACCUUGUGGAAUGGUCUUACCUUUAAUUUUGAAACUAUUUUGCAGGCACAUGAUAGUCCAGUGAGAACAAUGGUAUGGUCACACAAUGAGAGCUGGAUGGUCACAGGAGAUCAUGCAGGCUAUGUGAAGUAUUGGCAGAGCAAUAUGAACAACGUCAAGAUGUUUCAGGCGCACAAAGAAGCGAUUAGAGGACUCAGUUUCAGUCCGACGGAUCACAAAUUGGCAACAUGCAGCGACGAUGGAACAGUCAGAAUUUGGGACUUUCUUCGGUGUCAUGAAGAACGAAUUCUCAGGGGUCAUGGUGCUGAUGUGAAAUGUGUGCACUGGCAUCCACAAAAAAGUCUAGUCAUCUCUGGAAGCAAAGAUAAUCAGCAACCGGUUAAAUUAUGGGAUCCAAAGACUGGCCAGUCACUCGCAACAUUACAUGCACACAAGUCGACAGUAAUGGAUGUUAAAUGGAAUGAAAAUGGAAAUUGGCUGGUAACCGCGUCGCGGGACCAUUUGCUCAAGUUGUUUGAUCUUCGAAAUUUAAGUCAAGAAGUUCAAACAUUUCGUGGUCACAAAAAAGAAGCUUCUAGUGUCGCGUGGCACCCGAGUCACGAGGGUCUGUUUUGUAGCGGUGGUAGCGAUGGAGCUAUCUUAUUCUGGCACGUUGGAGCCGACAAAGAGGUAGGUGCGAUAGAACAAGCUCACGACAGUAUAGUUUGGACGUUAGCUUGGCAUCCGCUGGGACACAUCCUGUGUUCCGGUAGUAAUGAUCACACUUCAAAGUUUUGGACACGAAACAGGCCUGGUGAUUUAAUGAGAGACAAGUAUAAUCUCAACACUUUACCUGCAGGAUCGGCUGGCGUUGAUGAUCAUGAAAUUGCUGAUGAAGCAGCUGUAAUACCUGGUAUGGGGCCAGAAGAUAGGAUCAAUGCCGAUGGCGAACCAGAAGACAAAAGCGGUGGUAUCCCUGGCUUGGAUUUGGAUCAUGCAGUCGACGAAGGAAAGAAAUUCGCUAACAAGAAAGUUCCAUAUAGCAAACCAAUUCCAAGAAAUUUCCAAGCUCAAUGGAAUGAGAUGGAGGCUGAGGAUAUGGAGCAGGUAGAAGCUCUAAAUGCAUUUGUGAAUCAGUUGAUCGAAACCACACCAGGAGCGGUACCAUUGAAUGAAGUGACACCUAAUGGUAUUAUAUUGUACGGAAAAAUGAUUCCUGUCGAACCCGGUUCUAAGUUAGCAGAAGCAAUUAGCAAAGGAAAUGAUGCCAUAAAUAAACUAGUAUUUUCCGGAGAAAUAGAAGAGCUACGAGACGUUGUGGGUCCACCAGAUAACAUGGACGAUUCCGAAGAAUAUUUGCAAGACGACAGCGAAAUAGAUUAUUCCAAAGUUCCCGAUAUCGAACUUCCUCCACCUUUACCCAGUUCCAAAUUUGCACAGAAUCCUGAAUUGCUUAAAGCGCUGAAUCGCGGUGGAAAGCGGAAAUUCGAUCAAUUAAUCGGUUGGAGCGACGGUGGAGCCAGCGACAGAACAUCGAAGAUUCAUCAACCGGUCUUUGGCGGAGUGAUGACGGAAGACUCACAAUCCAGUGAUACCGACUUAAGGUACACGGGAACGAAAUCGAAUCAGCACUCCAACGAGACUAACUCUUUCCACAGUGGACAGGACGAGGAUCUCAGGAAACUUCCUCAUGGUGAAAAUGCUCGAAAUGCGAAUCGCGAUGAAGACUUACGGUUUAACAUCUCCAGCGGACCUGGAAGGCCCAGUUCACGUUCCGAUUACGAUGUAAGGGGUAAUUACGCGGAUAAGGACUUUAGAAGUUCGCAUGGAUUCCCCUUGAAGAAGUCUUUGGAUAACGACAUUUACGAUGACAGAGAUCGGGACGGUAAUUCGCGGUGGGACGAUGAGAAGUCGAUGAAUGAUGGUCCCAGAAAAGGGGAUGGUGGUUUUUCAGGGAACUUUGAUAAACGUGAUAACAUGCCGCUAGCUAUAGGCUCCGGCAUAAGUAACAGCAUACCUCAUUUAGGCAACAGUAUAUCUCACAUGUCGAGUCACCAUAAUAUGCAAAAUAUUAAUCCCAAUAUGACACCCCCGAUCCAAAGUUUAGUACCACAUCCAAAUAUGUCUCAGCAUCCUAUGCAGAAUAAACCGCUGCAUCCUGGUAUGCAAGGAAUUGACGGUCCAAUGCACAUGAUGCACCAUCCUAACAUGCAUCCCGGUUUUGGUCCUAACGGACCGCCACCCGGAAACUUUGGCCCUAACUUUAGACCGCCAAACGGUAAUUUCGGGCCCAAUCAACACUUUAGGCCGAGCCCAUUGCCUCCAUUCGGACCAAACCAAGGACCGUUCGGUAAUAACUUUCAAGGUUUGCCGAAUUUCCGAGGGCCGAACUCAGGCCCGCCAAAUUUUGACCGGCCGGGUUUUGGUCCUGGUUUCCGCGGUCAAAACCCCGGGCAGAACCCGCCAAAUAAUUUUAAUUCGAAUUUUGGUAAUUUUGGAAAUAAACUGGGACCUAAUCGUGGCAUGAACCGAGGCCCCAACGACAAUAACAUGGGAAGAAUGGGAAGGAGCGGUUAUAGUAAUCGUGGUAGAGGACGUGACGGCGAUCAACCACGAGGGAUUCGAGGAAGAGAUAAUUAUUGAAAAAUAAUUAAUUAUUCGGGACGGAAGUAUCUGUAUGUUAUGUGUAGGUUAACAUACUGCCGUUCGUUCUGCACGAAUCAUCCAAUUGUUUCGUGCUGGGUUGUACAGUUGAUCAAUAAUGAAUUCUAGAUCGUAGAACGGCGGUAUCCUAUACUCAGUGCUAAAAAAGGGAACUCAAAAGUAGGCGUUCGAGUACAGCGUGAUUGGAUGAAAGUAUAUUUUCUUUUUCCGAUGGGACUUUAUUUGAAGAGAACAGUGUCCUUUUUCCAGAAAAAGCGACUGAUUAUCCAUACUAUAGAUGGCUAGAUUUCUAAAUAAUGCGAGAGAUGAAUUCGUGUUGGAUGCAAGUGAAACUUCUCUUCUCCUCUACUUGUGAUAUUUGCGAGUAGUGUACAAGCGUGGUGAAUCUGUACGAAGUCACAGAAAUUGUAAUAUAUAAAAUAUAAUCAAUGACACACUGGUAUAAUUCUGAUUAAAAAAAAAAGAGAAAAAAUGGAUUAAAAAAGAAAAAAACAACUGUUCACAAGCUGCCUUGCGAAAGAAUUUUUCUUGUUCCGAUUUCGAGAAUUGAUGAGUGCGCGGGAGUAGGGUAGAGAAGCAUGUGAAGCAUGUUGAACGUUUCAUAAUUGUUGCUGGUCGUCGAGAAAACUGUGAACCAGAACAGUCUACCUAUCAAUUAUUAAUAAAAAUGAACUAAGAUGCAGAAAUUA